This is a messenger RNA of Mytilinidion resinicola, 833 nucleotides long. Its product is annotated as SCO1 protein. The record is from RefSeq and is a predicted model, not a curated record. Gene Ontology annotation, biological process: intracellular copper ion homeostasis; mitochondrial respiratory chain complex IV assembly. Gene Ontology annotation, cellular component: mitochondrial inner membrane. Gene Ontology annotation, molecular function: copper ion binding; copper chaperone activity. Lineage: Eukaryota; Fungi; Ascomycota; Dothideomycetes; Mytilinidiales; Mytilinidiaceae. The transcript has 4 exons. The coding region runs from base 151 to 813 and encodes 220 amino acids.
GUCUCGACCUUCGCUACACGCAGCACUCCCUCCAUAGCCGCCUCAUCCCGCACCUUCUCAACCACAACACUCCGCUCCGCUCCAAAAGGUCGCAGGACGAUCCAGGAAAUCAGGUCCCGAUACUUCUCCGGGGUAGGCAGACUCGCGUCAAUGACCGCAGGCUUCCUCUUCCUCGCUACCGGCAUCGGCCUCACAGUAUACUUCCGAUAUGAGAAGGAGCGACUGGCGCGAAAGCGCAUCGCGGAGCACACAAAGGGAUAUGGCAAGCCGAAGGUUGGCGGGCCGUUUGAUCUGGUGGACACGGAGGGGAGGCGCUUCACACACGAGGAUUUGAUGGGGAAAUAUGCUUUGGUCUACUUCGGCUUCACCCACUGCCCAGACAUCUGCCCAGAAGAACUUGACAAGAUGGCCGUCAUGAUCGACCUGAUCAAGAAGAAGUGCGGCGACGUCAUCACACCCGUCUUCAUCACCGCGGACCCAGCGCGCGACUCGCCCGCCGUGAUCAAAGAGUAUCUGGAGGAGUUCCACCCGGACAUCAUCGGCCUGACGGGCGAGUAUGAGAACAUCAAGAGCUGCUGCAAGUACUACCGGGUGUACUUCUCGACUCCGCCGAAGCUGCAGCCCGGCCAGGAUUAUCUGGUGGAUCAUAGCAUCUACUUCUACCUGAUGGAUCCCGAAAACGACUUCGUCGAAGCCCUCGGCCGCAACUUCACCGCCGAAGAAGCCGCAAACGUCGCUAUCAAGCACAUCCAAGACUGGCGGGGCCCGCUAGUAAACAAGGAGAAGAAGUGGUGGGACACGAGUGCGGCGUAGUCGCGAUCACAUGCGGUGUA